AUGCCUGGGUUGCUGCUGCCUGUGCCUCAGCAGCAGCAACAGCAAAAGUUUUGCGGAGCAACUGGCCGUCAGACAGACGGGAAAGAGCACCAGCAGCAGCAACAACAGCAGCAGCAGGAACAGCAGCAGCAGCAGCAACAACAACAGCAACAACAACAGCAACAACAGCAGCAGCAACCAGAGGGCAGCCAAGCUGUGGGGCCCGCAUCGCAGGAUGUAGAGAAUCCAGAAGCACAGCAGCAAGAGAGACACGGCGAACAGCAGCAGCAGCAGCACGAGCAGCAGCACGAGCAGCAGCACGAGCAGCAGGACGAGCAUCAACAACAAGAGCAGCAACAGGAGCAGUACCAGCAGGUGGACAGCCAGCAGCAGCAGCAGCAGCAGCAGCAGCAGCAGCAGGGCCUCAAGCUGCUAGAAGAGUUGGCUGAAUUAAUAGUAGAGGGGGAAAACUGCUGCUGCGAUGAGGCGCUGCUGCAGCAGCUAAAGUGCUGCAGGCGUUUGCUGCUAGCCGAGUAUCAUCUUACGGAGGUUCUGGGGUGUAUACGCAGCUCUACAGCAUGCCCUCCUUUGCCUCUAUUCGAGUACAUGUUGCUGCUGCUGUUGCUGCUAGCUUUGCUGCAGUUGCUGCGGGAGCUUUGUUUGUCCUGGGAGGAGGCUCAGGCUUUAACAGCACCACCUUAUUUGCUGCAGCAAGCAGCAGCAGAGGCAUUCAAAGCAGCACACCACAAGCAUGGAGACGACCGCCCCGUCAGCAGCAGCAGCAGCAGCAGCAGCAUUGGCAGCAGCAGCAACAGUAGUAGCAGCAGCAUCAUCACCAACAGCAGCAACAUCAGCAGCAGCAGUAGCAUGCGUUCUGUGUGUAUAUGCGCCAUUAUGGCUUAA
Messenger RNA from Eimeria acervulina, 882 nucleotides. RefSeq lists its product as hypothetical. Gene Ontology annotation, cellular component: cytoplasm; cell septum. The record is from RefSeq and is a predicted model, not a curated record. Gene Ontology annotation, biological process: positive regulation of G2/M transition of mitotic cell cycle; establishment of cell polarity. Bases 1 to 882 code for a protein of 293 amino acids. The transcript is spliced from 4 exons. Lineage: Eukaryota; Apicomplexa; Conoidasida; Eucoccidiorida; Eimeriidae.